AGUAUUGCAAUGGCUGUUCCAGGAAAGAAGGUCGGUCAGCAGUUUACAACAUUAACAUCAAAAUAUUCUGAUGACACUCUUAAAGUUUAUUGCCAGCCUUGUGACAAAGAUGGAAUUACAUUAUCUGCCCAUGGCUACUGUAAGAAUUGUUGUGAACACUUAUGUGAGUCAUGUUUCAACUUCCAUAGAAAACAUACACUUUCUCGAGAUCACUUUCUGCUAGACAAAACAAUCAUGCCACAAACCAUACAACCUUCUUCAACUGCUCAUUAUAGUGGGCAUGAUAAUCUUAUGAAACCCUGUCCGAAGCACAAAAAAGAAUCAAUCAAGUACUUCUGUGAUAUUCAUAACGCGUUUUUAUGCAGUGUUUGUGUUACUCUUGAACAUCAACCUACAACCUGCAAAAUUAGCUACAUACCUGAUAUUUCUGAAAAUGUCAUUGAUAGCAAAGAGUACCAAGAAAUCUUGAAAACCAUGGACGCUAUUUCACUUCAAUAUCAUGAAAUAAAACAUCGUGCGGAUAACGCAUUUUCAAGAUCGAAGAGUUCUUUGGAGAAUGUAUUAGUGGGCAUCAAGAAAUUCCGUAAAGAAAUAAACAAACGAUUAGAUGAGCUUGAGAUGCAAACAGAACUUGCAGCAAAUAACAUUCAACAAGAAAGUUCCGAAAACUUCAGCACAGUAGAAACAGCUUGCAAUGGUGCUACUAACAUUCUUCAGACAUCAUCUGAUAAUAUUAAACAAUUUAACACAUCAAAGCAAGCAGAUGAACUUUUCAUGGAACUUAAGUACGCAAAUCAAACGAUAAGGAAGUAUGGGGAAGAACUUUCAGAUUUAGCCAACAUUUGUUUUAAGGAGUAUUACUUUACACCUAAUGAAGCAGUUUCAACGUUGCUCACAAAAGAAAAGUCACUUGGUACAUUAGUAAAGGCACCACUCAAAACAGAAUCUACAGAACCUUUACCUAUAAAGUCUGGACAAUUUUCUUGCCAAGGAGAAAUCCGUGUAAAGACAUCAGAAGAUAAAUAUGAAUGUUGGAUAAGCGGAAUAACUCUUACUAAUCCCGAUCUUCUUAUCAUAACUGACUGUGAAAAUAAAGCUGUAAAGAUGGUUGAUAUUAACAGCCAAAUGGUUACUGAUCAAUUACAACUAGAUACUAUACCACAUGAUGUUACCAGAGUGAGCAACACGAAACUUGCUGUCACACUUCCAUUCAAACAAACAAUACAGAUUGUAUCAAUCCUUAAAAAAAAACUCACACAAAAAUCUAUUAUAAAGGUAAAUGGAGACUGUCUUGGCAUUAGUUGUUAUCAAAAUAAAUUGGUUGUGUCAUUUUGUAGUCCAGCAAAACUGCAGAUUCUUGAUAUAAAUGGCACAAUAUUGCAAUCAUUUGAAGAUGGACAUUUUAUUGAGAUGGCUGUUCCAGGAAAAAAGGCUGGUCAGAAACUUACAGCAUCACAACAAAUUAAGGAUUCUGAUGAAGAACUUAAGGUUUACUGCCAGCCAUGUGACAGAGAUGGACCAAGAUUGCCUGCUCAUGGUUUUUGCAAGAAUUGCUGUGAACACUUAUGUGAGCCCUGUUUCAACUUUCACAAAAAGCACACUCUUUCCCGAGAUCACAUACUUCAAAACAAAACCAACAUGCCAAAGAUCUUACAGCAUUCUUCAAUUGAUGCUAAAAAGCCUGAUAACCUUACGAAACCUUGCUCUGAACAUAAGAGGGAAGUCGUUAAAUUCUUCUGCCAAGACCAUAAUGCACUACUUUGCAGUGUUUGUGUUACUCUUGGACAUCAACCUACUUCUUGCGAAGUCAGCUAUAUACCAGACAUUUCUACAAAUGUCAUUAACGGAAAGGAGUAUUCAGAAAUCUUGAAAACCAUGGAUACAAUUUCAAAUCAAUUUCAUAAAAUUAAAAAUCAUGUGAAAAAAGCAAUUUCAAAAUCCAACAAUUCUUUAAGUAUUGUGUUAAAAGACAUAAAAGACUUUCGAAAAGAAAUCAAUCAAAGGCUAGAUGAACUGGAAAUACAAGCAGAGAGUACAGCCAACGACAUGCUCCAUGAAAAUACUGAAAAUCUAAACAAAGUAGAAACAGCUUGUGAUGAUGCCAUCAACGUUUUUCAGACAACAACCGAUACAUUCAAACAACUAAACGCAUCACAGACAGCAGAUGUACUUUUCUUUGAAAUAAAAAACGCAGAACAGAUGCUUAAAGAUUAUAAGAAAACGCUUGCAGAUUUAGUCAACUUUGACAUCAAGCAGUACAACUUCACACCGGAUGAAACAAUAUCAACUUUUCUCACAAGACAAACAUCAUUAGGUACAUUAUUAGAGAAACCAACAACCAAAACAAAAUGCACAUCAGCAGCCUCGCAGCUCAAAUCGUCUAGGCAGUUUGUUUGCAAGGGCGACUUCAGUGUGAUAACAACACAAGAUAGAAAAAGAUGCUGGAUAACAGGAAUGGCUCUCCUUACUCCAGAUCUUCUUAUCAUCACUGACUACAACAACAAGUCUGUAAAAAUGUUGGAUAUUGUAAGUCAAUCUGUGACAAAUCAACUACAACUAGAAACUUCACCACGUGAUAUUACCACAGUCAACAGUUUGGAACUUACUGUCACCCUUCCGUACGAACAAUCAAUUCAGUUUGUAUCAAUUUUAUCAAACAAACUAAAUAGGAAGCAAAAGAUGAAGGUUGAUGGAGAAUGUCGUGGUAUAAGUUGUUUUCAAGAUAAACUUAUUGUUUCGUUCACCAAUCCUGCGAAAUUACAGAUUCUUGAUAUAAACGGGACUGUAUUGAAAAUCUUUGAAGAUGAACAAGUCAGGUCUCCAUUAUACAUCACAGCAAAUAGUCGGUUUAUCUAUGUAUCUGACUGGGAAAUGAAAACAGUAACAAUAUUUAAUUGGCAGGGUUGUUCGAUUGGUAGCUAUGGAAAUAACAGUGAUAUGGAAGCGCCUAAGGGAAUAUCACUGACGGAUGAUGGCACAGUAUUUGUGUGUGAUGAGAAGAGAAACGUUAUAGAAGAGAUAUCAGGAGAUUGCUCCACGGGAAGAAUUGUAUUGAAGGAUCGGCAGGAACCAUAUGCUGUGUCUUGGUGUGGAAAAACAAGGACGUUGUACAACAGUUCCUUUACUGGAUAUGACAAAGAUGACAAUGUCGUUAAAAUGACUAAGGUGACAGAGAGUAUAAAACAAAAACAACUCUGUUGAAACUGUUACAUUAGUGCGGAAACUGCUAUCA
This is a messenger RNA of Ruditapes philippinarum (Manila clam), 3232 nucleotides long. RefSeq lists its product as uncharacterized. Gene Ontology annotation, molecular function: zinc ion binding. NCBI's taxonomy places the organism in Eukaryota, Metazoa, Mollusca, Bivalvia, Venerida, Veneridae. The coding region runs from base 10 to 3201 and encodes 1063 amino acids. The record is from RefSeq and is a predicted model, not a curated record. The transcript is spliced from 2 exons.